Messenger RNA from Brassica napus (rape), 327 nucleotides. RefSeq lists its product as uncharacterized. The record is from RefSeq and is a predicted model, not a curated record. The transcript is spliced from 2 exons. Bases 1 to 327 code for a protein of 108 amino acids. Gene Ontology annotation, biological process: GPI anchor biosynthetic process. Gene Ontology annotation, cellular component: endoplasmic reticulum membrane. Lineage: Eukaryota; Viridiplantae; Streptophyta; Magnoliopsida; Brassicales; Brassicaceae. Gene Ontology annotation, molecular function: hydrolase activity, acting on ester bonds.
AUGGUUCUCAGGGAUGUUGACAUCACAAAGACGUUGGACUACUCAUCUGCAAUAGCCAUUCUCGGAUUCUCACUCAUCGUAUCCAUCUUAAGAACCUUUGAUAUGCGGGUGGAGGCUGCAAGAGUCAUGGUAUCCCCUCCAGUACUAGCUUUUGUCACCUCACACAUAAUGUACAUUAACUUAUACAAACUUGACUAUGAUAUACAGAAAAGUUGGAACAUGAUUGUGUGUGUGGCCAUGGGAGUCGCUCAGCUUUUCCUAUGGGCAAGAUGGGCCGCUGUUUCUAGACAUCCUUCUAAUUGGAAACUGUGGGUGGUUGUGGCUUAG